AUGGGACCUACCCGUUCGACCUCUACACAGCCAUCAUACAACCUCCUCACGGGCGAUACAGGCGCGCCAGCAGGCAGUGUGCAGCGACAGACACGGCCACAGAACAGACGAAACGGCAGCCAGGCCACGUCGACGCGACUCGCGCGGCCAUCAGCCCGACUGGGCACAGCAGCAGCAACAGGAUCAACAGCAGGAUCAGCAGCAGGGUCAGCAGCAGGGGACGAGUCUCGGCAGACAUCAUCGUACGUAGCAGCGACGCGCGAGAGCAGCAAGGAGAACAUGGCGCCACCCGAUGCAGGAGCGUACGAGGCGCAGCGGCGGCGGAUCGAAGAGCUAAAGGCGGAAGUGGGCACGCUGCGAUACCAAGUCAGCACGUAUGAGCAGGAGCGAGAGAUGGGUCGGCUGCAGCACGAGGCGGAGCUGCGGGAGGCACGGCGCAAGGCCGAGGCGGACUUUAAGCAGCGACAGGCGGCCGAGGGCGAGCGGGCAGCAGCGACGCGGCAGACAGAAACGCUGCAGAACGAGCUGGCAACCCUGCGCGGCGAAGAAGAGGGCCGACGGGCAGAGCUGGAGCGACGACAGCGCGAGACGCUAGACGAGGCACAGGUGCUGCGCGAGCAGCUGGAAGAACUACACAGCACGACGACAGCAGCGGCACGGAUGCACGAGCGGCGGACAGCCGAGCUGGAAGGCCAGGUAGCAGCAGCACAGCGAACGGCAUCAGCGCUAGAGAGCGCGGCAGAGGAGCGAGAACAGACGCUGGCACAGAUGCAGGCAGCGCUGGCCGAGCGCGAGGACCUCGUCGGCCGGCUCGAGACGGACGUGCUGCGGCUCAAGGCACAGACGGGCGACGCGGCCACGAUGGAGAUUAUCCGGCGCGAGCUUAAGGACCAGGUCAGCCACAUCCGGGCUCUCGAGGCGACGAACCGCGAGCAGCUGGCCGAGCUGCGCCACCUGCGACAGACACGACGGGCCGUCGAGGUGGUUGAGGAAGAAAAACGGACGCUGCAGCGGCGAUUUGAUGGUAUGGCCGCGCUCGAGCAGGAGUUGGCCGAGGAGCGAAUCCAGCGAGAGCGGCUCGAAGCCGAGCACCGGGCCUGGGCCGCCUUCCUCGACCAGGACGGCUGCGACUUUGACUCGCCCGAGGCCCUGGCCAAGGCCCUGAUGGAGGAGCGCUUCCGCACCGCCGCCCUGACUGAGAAGAUUGGCGCUGUCGAGCCCGAGGUCGCCCAGCGGGACGCCGACCUGCAGGUGCUACGGGCCGAGAAGGACGGGCUCGCAGCCGAGCUAGAGCGCGUCAAACAGGCAAUGGUAGCAGCGAGUGGGGCGACAACAGCCGCAGCGGCAGCCACACCGACAACCACAGCAGCUGCAGCCGCAGCCGACAAGGCCAGGGCACGACUGGAGCGCCAGCGCGUGCUGGCCGUCAAGGAGGUCGAGUACCUGCGAACACAGCUGCGGGCGUUUGAUGCCGAGGACGUGACCUUCCACCCGGAGCAGUUUGACCGGCAAAAGGCCGAGCGGAUCGAGCAGCUCGAGCAGCUCGUCGACCAGUACCGGGUUGAGGCCGACGGCCUGCACAAAGCGCUCGAGGCAGCCGAGCAGGGCAGCCGUGAGGCAGGCAGCAGCGUUGACGUCGGUGGUGUCAAGCGGGCGCGACCAGUCGACGAUGCAGACGAGAACAACAGCAACAGCGCCAACAACACCAACGAACAGCUCGGCCAGCUGGCACGACGGGCGCGCAAGCUGCAGGACGAGCUGGCGGCGGCGCGAACGGCCCAGCGGACGGCCGAGGCAGAGCUAGACGUGACGCGUGAGCAGCUGGCCGGGGUGCGAAAGACGGCUGGCGUGCGUGUGCUGGCUCUGCGGGCAAACCCGACCGCUGAGCACGAGGCCGUCAAGCAGGCGACGUUGGAGGCGUUGCGACAAGAGAAUGCGGACUUAUUGAGUCACGUGACCGGACAAAAAGCUAAGACGCCCUUCUCGACUGUACCGCUCUCGGUGUUGGCGGCCGGCCAGCGCGAGAUUGCGGCAGCCCAGACGGACGCGGCAUCGGCGCACAAGACGGCGCGGCGGCUCAAGGAGGUCUGGGCGGCCAAGAGCGCCGAGUUCAAGGAGGCGGUCGAGAGCACCUUGGGGUGGCACGUGACCUUUAUACCGAACGGCAAGAUGCGGGUUGAGUCGGCCUUCUGCCCGAGCACGACGGACGAGCACGAGAACAGCAUCGUGUUUGACGGCGAGCGCGGCACGAUGAAGGUCGGCGGCGGCCCGCGCAGCCCGUUUGCCCGCCGCAUCGACGACCAGAUCCGCUUCUGGGUGCGCGAAAAGGGCUGCAUUCCCGGCUUCCUGGCCGCCCUGACGCUCGAGUUCUGCGAGGAACAGGCGCGCCAAGGCAACGGAAGCACGUGA
Molecule: messenger RNA, 2409 nt
Organism: Grosmannia clavigera kw1407
Lineage: Eukaryota; Fungi; Ascomycota; Sordariomycetes; Ophiostomatales; Ophiostomataceae
Product: m protein repeat protein
Exons: 1
Coding region: 1-2409 (802 amino acids)
Biological process (GO): mitotic spindle assembly checkpoint signaling; attachment of mitotic spindle microtubules to kinetochore
Cellular component (GO): nuclear envelope; mitotic spindle; kinetochore
Source: RefSeq, a predicted model, not a curated record